GUCAGCAUCAAGAGGAAUCUUCGCUGCACAUUCUCACACGUGCCAACUCGCCAUGAUACUCGUACUCGCCUUCUUCGCAUAAGACUGUGUUAUUCACUUGCUCCACGAGCACGAUCGGGCCGGUGCUCCCUCACUCGCUGCAAUCAUGGAAUCCUCACCGGACGAGCAACGGGAGUUGUCACUGGUCGGCAAGGUCGAGCUGAAGAUCGCCUUGACCGACACAGACGCCAAGCUCGAGGCGAUUCUGAAGACCUACCUGGCGCCAGUGCUACUCAAACUGGGCUCCCCCCAUGAAAGCGUCCGCAGAAAGGUCAUCUCCAUCUGUCAGCAUGUCAAUACGCGUGUGCAACCCAAGUCGAUACAACUUCCCGUUGCGGCACUCGUCAAGCAAUUCCAGCAGCAAGAAAGCCCUCUCAUUCGCCACUUUGAUCUCCUCUAUAUCCAGCAGGGCGUGGUCCGGUUGUCCAACGCCGAGAAAGCUGAUCUCCUGCCCGUCGUAGUCAGUGGAAUUGCGCAGACGGGUCAGCAUGGAUCUCAGAUCUUCUAUCUCCUGCUACGGAUAUUGCCGUCGAUUGUGAUCCCACCACGCGGAUCCAAAAAGGAUCUGGAACUACGGACGGACCUUUCCGUUUCUGAUGAAGAUGCUACAUAUCUCGCUUCAUACCUGGGUAAGCUGAUCCUGUUUACGCCUCAAAAGCCGUCGGGAAACGCAUCAGUCACUUGCCCGGGGUUGACAAGCGAAGACUAUGCCUUCUUGAGCAUGAAUGGAAAGGACGAAUGGAACCCUGCUGCGGGAGGCUUAAAUCUACUACAAACAAAGACCCUUGGUGCAAAGCUUCUCGCCAGUGGGAUAUUUACUGAUCAGGAUCGCUUUCUACCUGCGCUGUACGCUUCGGCUGAUCCCGCGUCACCAAUCAGUGAUGUCGGCGAUGACAUCCUCAAAAGGGCCUUACCUGUCACGGAUUUGGAGGACGAGACUUUGAUCAAUCACCUCUACGACUUGUACUUCGGCAAAGGCACAGCGCCUCGAGUCAGACCACCGCUCCGCAUCAAGAUUCUCAAUUUGUUCGCCAAGUCCACGAGAAGCACCACUUUUGACAACAGAAUCAUCAGAUUGGUCGAGGAUGGUCUCUCUACCACUCCCGAUGGCGAGGACACGGUGAUGUCGAAUGGUCCCGUGCAGAACUCCAACAUUAGCAGGGAGACGCUCAAGCUCCGAGCAGCUAUCUUCACAUACAUUAACUUUGUUGCUCGCCUUGGCGACAGGGAUACGGUGCAAACUAUUGCCACGCGGGUGGUUACGAAAUUGCGAGACUUUGUGGAGCAUCAGGGCUGGCCGAAGAUUGGGCCGAGCGAGGAUUUGACCUCACGGGCGUACGCGUACGAGGUGAUUGGACUGUUGGCCAAAGCAGGACCGAAGAGCCUGUUGGUGGAAAGCGACCAUGUCUCAUUGGACGUGUUGAGAUGGCUGUUCGAGUCUCUCGCCCGGGACACAUCGGGUAACUCGAUCACGGUCAGCAUCGAAGAGUCAUUAUCGACAAUCCUCGGCGGGAUGGAUCGCUUUACCUUGGAGCUGCACGAACAACAGGUCUUGCAAGAGCUUCUCAUCGAACAGACGGUCUUGUCCGACGACCUGGAAAGCAACUCGCGGCUUCGCAGCACACGCUAUGUGGCUGUGAGGUACGCCAAUCGAUGCUUACCGUACUCUUCUGUCAAAGCGCGUUGGGUCAACGUGCUUGCUGCGGGAGCUGUCUCGGAUAGGGCAGAAGUCCGCGAAGAAGGGCAACGCGGUCUGAGUCCACAUUGGUACCGAAUGCUCAAUGGGACGAGCGACAACGCCGACGGCGUAGAGAUUACAUUUCCGACAUUUGAGGCGGUAGUGGAAGAAUUCUUCGUGGCUCAGACCAAAGUCACCAGCGACGAUUCGAGGAUUAUUACACGAAGAGCGAGAGAACUGCACGAGUCUUCCUUCGCAUCUAUGACCGCUUUCGCGCGUCGUGUCCUCGUCCAAGAAGCAUUAAAGCGAGCAAAUGUAUCGCUCAAGCUCGAUAGCGAGUGGGAGCGGCGGCUGGAUGCCAUGACCGAGUCCGAUCUUCCCGCAAGACAGGCUACCAAGGCCUAUAUAUCGAGGCUCACUGCAUACUCUGCAAAGUCAGUCGAUACACUCCUCUGUGCUUUGUUCGAAUGCAUCACGCUCAAGGUCGCUUCGGAUGAACAGGAUCGCCUCGUCGAAUUCCUGGCACUCAGUCCAGAUGCGCUCAUUGCGAAGCAUGUGGAGCGAGGAACCGCUCUUUUGCCAGUUCUCAAAUCGAACAACCCCCAUCGCCGCAUGGCAGCAGCGCAGGGUUUUGGCAUAUUGGCUUCCCACGAGAAGUCAGCGCCAGCAUUUGCUAUUCAAGAGCUUCUCGAGACUGCCGGGUCGUGGAAAUCAGCAGUAGGCAGCAGUGUAAGCUCUGUACAUGGCGCUCUUGUAGCGCUCGCUUUCUACUAUAGCAGAUUGACCUACCGCGGCGAAUCAGUGGUUAAUUCAGAGGACUACGAACAGUUCCUCCAGACUCUCUUUGGCAUAUUCACGGAUGCCCAGGACGUAUUGCUCCAGGAAGCUACCUUUGUUGCCAUAGGACAGUUGUGCAUAUUUGGAUGUCUCACUCCCGACCUCAUCGAGCAGCAUUCGUCACUACGCAAAGUGUCUGAUAAGCUCUAUCAAAAGGCAAAGGACAGCAACGAGCCUGCGAUACUCUGUCUCGGUCAGCUGUCCAUGGUGAUACCGGAGGACAGUGAGGAGCUCCAGCACAUUCUCGAGAAUCUGCACAAACUCCACGAAGUGCGACAAGCCGAAAUACACUUCACAGUAGGCGAGGCUCUCUCAUACGUGGCGAGCGGAUGGCAAUCGAGUGCUCUCGCCACCAAAGUCGACAUCGAGGUGACUCCAGCGCCCGAGUUAGGAGAGCCCCGGGGAAACACACUCGGCAAGCUGGUCGACAAGGUGCUCGCGGAUUGCGCAAAUACGAAGCCAGCGUUGAAGAAGGCUGCCGUGAUGUGGCUGCUCUGCUUGGUACAGUUCUGUGGCGAGCAACUACAGAACCGGCUGUCCAAGUGCCAAGCUGCAUUUCGAAGGUGUCUUGCUGACCGCGAUGAGCUCGUCCAGGAGAGCGCUUCUCGAGGGCUGGGACUAGUGUAUGAGAAGGGGGAUCGAGCACUCAAGGAUGACUUGGUUCGAGAAUUGGUGUCGUCCUUCUCCUCGGAUCGGCAGGCACUUGCGGGCAGUGUUUCAGCGGAUACACAGCUUUUUGAGCCAGGAAUGCUGCCUACAGGGGACGGUUCCGUGUCCACUUACCAGGACAUCAUGAGUCUCGCGUCGGAAGUGGGCGACUCCAGCCUGGUGUACCAGUUCAUGUCGAUGGCAUCGUCGAAUGCGAUCUGGUCGAGCAGAGCUGCAUUUGGACGUUUCGGACUGAGCAAAGUCCUAUCCGAUUCCAGCGUCGACGGAUAUCUUUCAAACAACCCCAAGCUAUAUCCGAAGCUGUUCAGGUAUCGAUUCGAUCCCAACGGCGGCGUGCAGCGCUCCAUGAAUGAGAUCUGGACCGCUUUGGUUCCGGACUCUGCCGCAACGAUUGACAAGCACUUUGAUGCCAUCAUGAAAGAUCUUCUGGAGAGUAUCCUGGGAAGAGAGUGGCGCGUGCGGCAAGCGUGCUGUGCGGCUAUCGCUGACCUGGUCCAAGGCAGAUCUCUCGAAAAGUACGAGAAAUAUCUCGAGCAGAUCUGGGCGCAAUGUUUCCGGGUGCUCGACGAUAUCAAGGAAUCUGUUCGGGUGGCGGCGGCGUUUCUGGCGAGGACACUCACGGGGGUGGUGUCAAAAGCUCUCGAGGCUGAUCACGGUUCCACCAAAAAGGCGUCUGCCAUGCUCAAACAUGUCUUGCCGUUCUUGCUCUCACCUUCGGGUGUAGAGUCGACUGCCUCGGAAACACAGCGCUUCUCCGUCCUCACUUUGCUCGAGAUCAUUAAGAAGGCCAGUGGGGCGACCUUAAGACCCUUUAUUCCUGAGCUUGUGGAGAGAUUAAUCGGCUUGCUGAGCGCGGUGGAACCGGAAGCCGUGAACUAUGUUCAUCUCAACGCAGCACAGUACGAUCUGACCCAGCAGAAACUUGAUGAUAUGCGACUGGGACACGUCCGCACGAGUCCUUUAAUGGAAGCCAUCGAGCGCUGUCUAGAUCUGCUGGACGAAGACAUCAUGAAGCAGCUGCAGCCCCGACUGGAGAGUGCCAUGAAGAGCGCUGUGGGCCUGCCUUCCAAGGUGGGCGCGAGUCGGGUCCUGGUCUCUCUCGCCACGCGUCGUCGGUUGCUGUUCCAACCCUUUGCAGACGCGACGUUGAAGCUGCUCGAGCGGCUCGUGAUCGAUCGUAACGACACCGUGACCAGCUCGUACGCAGCUGCCGCGGGCUAUGUGGUGCGCUGCGCAUCCGAGAAGCAGACGUUCCGCUACAUCGACUUUGCGAAGAAGCUGUACUUCGAAUCUGAAGGCGACCGCGAGUCCGUGAGCCCCCGUCGAAGCAUCGCUGCGGGUGAGCUCAUGUUGGCAUUUGCAAAGAACGCUGGGGAUCGGUUCAACGCCUUUGCCACUGCCGCUUUGCCAUUCGUGUAUGUUGGUAAACACGACUCCCACGAGCAGGUCCAGGAAUACUUCAAGGACACGUGGGAGGAGGCGGCGGGGGCAGGCGGAUCGCGAGCAGCGCAGUUGUAUCUCAAGGAAAUUCUGGAAUUGUGUAUGACUUACCUGGACUCGCCGCAAUGGGCCGUGAAGCAUACCGUAGCGCGCACUGUAGCUGAAGCAACCAAGGCUGCGUGCACGGGCGAGUCUCCGCUUUCCGCAGCCACGGGCGGAGUGCUGUGGCCCGCCAUCGAGAAGGCUUUGUCGAUGAAAACGUGGGACGGCAAGGAGGUGGUGGUGAUGGCAUUCGCCCAGUUCGUGGAGUCUGCCCAGUUAUACUACACUGCGCAGGAGCCCGUGCGCGUUGCCAUUGUGAAGAUUGCGAUUCGGGAAGCCAAGCGGCAGAACGCAGCGUAUCGUCCACACUCGAUGUCGGCCCUCGCCCGUAUUGCGUUGGCUCGGACUGACGUGGACAUCAGCGACGCGGUGUUGGCCGCUGCUGCGCCGGUGCUGAGCGAGGGUCCGGACGAGGAUGCCAUGGAAAUUGAUGGUACGGCUGAUAGGCGCAAGGCCGAUGAGAUCAAAGAAACAACUGCUGCAGCAGCCAUCGAAGCCAUGUUCGCCUGUAUCAACCCUCAGGCGCUGGACAACGUCGCACUCACUGGCAUGGUCUCUCGUGCCCUACACGAGGUGGCUGCAGCAAAAACGGCGACGACGGCACGUAGCCUACGGAGCACCUUUGCAGGCCUCCAGAACAUGUUCGAUCGGAUACGGAGACAUGAGCGAACAGUGUCGCUGGAUCGGGCAGCCAUUGCAGACGUCAAGACCCUCCUAUUUGGCGCACCGGUGUCGAUCGAAAGCAUUCGGGUGAUGAGGGCGCAGGCGGUUCUCGCAUCCGUGACCUGCGUACCGAAUCUGAAGCAAGAAAUGGAGGGGGAUGUUGGUGCUUUGAUGGCGGAUGAAGUUUCAGUGGAGGUCCGCCAGAUUCUAGAUUCUGCGGUGCAGAGGCCGUGAUAGGGAGGUACAGGAUACUUUUUGUUUCUUCUGUACUCUGUACGACUGCUCGCGUGGCUCACACGUGGGUGGUGGUUGGUGGUUGAUGGGUGCUUGGUUGGUGGCAGAGGCUAGAUUUGCGCCUCGCUGCAGCCAUUCGUGCACUGGAGGAGGAACUGCUUCGAGACUGAGACAACCUGCUCCCGGGGGCAGACUAUAAGGGGGGCUGAGACAAUCCAGACAAAGCCCUCGCCGGGAUUGAGCCACACCUCUACGCCUCUUUGGAGUGGCUACCCCAAGUACUACUUACACGACAGCUGUAGGUAGAUUACUUACGACUAACAAGCAGAAAAGCCAGCCUCUUUGCCAAUAACCACUAACCACUAACCACUAACCACUAACUACGUACCUUGCGCCAGCGACCGGCCAUAUGCCCGGAUGGAUCAUCAUCGUCAUCAUCAUCAUCGAUCGAUCGGCAUCGCCCACUCGACUCUACUCGGGUUCAACAGAAACGAUCAGCACAACGUGGCAGCCACUGGUCCUUCCCAUCCCUCCGUCUGCAUGGUUGGCGGUGGUGGUGCUGGUCGUUUCACCUCGGACUUCUCAGCCAAGCCAAAGCCAAGCCACACGCCAGACAAUUCACUUCACUUCUCGGAGGAGGAGAAAGUUGGCAGUCCUGAGGAAACCACCCUGUUUUGCGCUCUGGACGCCGACGCCGAUGAGGACGGCCGAUGUUGACGCCGAUGAGGAACGACGAGGAUGACGGACUGGGUCCGAUUGUUACCUCUCUCUCUCUCUCUUUUUCUGAACUGAUGGACUGAUUCAACUGAGUGACGCUUCGGGUGUGGUGGGUGGGUAGGUGGGUGGAUGGUGCUUUGUGAUGCCUCCUACCUGAUUCUUCUUCUACAAUAUAUCAAGUGCGAGUGACAUGUUUCUUUUUCUUGAGUUGAUAUACAUAUAUAUCUCAACAGAAGAGAAGGAGCGCUAGCUGCAACAGCAGGACAGUGCAGUACAGUGGAGAGAUUCAUUCUUCGUGAAUACGGAUAUAUAUACUUACGUACAUACAUAUCAUGGCAGGGUCGAUGUUGGGGAGGUAUUAAUAGUACUAGUACUACUUGCUGUGAAGAGUGGAGGAAAUAAAGAAGAAGGGAGAAGAAGAACGGUUUCAUCUCAUGAAGAGAGAGAGAUUGGUUCAUCGAUUGAUUCUGCACUCUUUAUUAUUCACUUUACUCUUCUUCGAGGAACGAUCAACAGAAUUUCGUCCGCGCAAGACGAAGAAGAUAGACCACCUUUUUUUCUUGCCGUCGGUCACUUUGACCUCCUUUCAUUCUUACGACGGACGGGAAAGGAAAGAUCAUCAUCAUGCAAGAACACGGAGGGCGCGGCGGUUGGGCUUCUUCGCAGCAGAAGACACGCACCAGUCAUCACCUACAACCUCUGGCUCCGCGGACGGACAAGCUCGAUUCUUCUUCUUCUAUGCACUUUCGUCCAUCUGGCUUAACCGCAACUUCAACUUCAUCUUCCACCUCGGCGGGUUCCAGCAGGGCCACUCGUCUGUCACAUCGCUCUCGAGCUGGUUGUUGGACGUGUCGUGGCAGAAAGGUGAAAUGUGACGAAACUCGCCCCCGAUGUGGACCCUGCACAAGACUCAACAGAGAAUGCGACUGGCAUCAUCGAUGGAACUUCAGCGAUGCUACUCCGACCGUCCAGGUCAGAUUCCAGAAUGUGGUGAAGAAAGAGGGCAAUGUGGUGUGGGACCCCAAGGCCGCACAGGAGAGGAACAGAAGCCCCCUCCCCCUUUCAGACCACUUACCCGACUUUUCAGUGCUCACUUCGGACGAGGACCGAGAGAGAAAGGCUGUGGUACAUAAGCCAGGCACGUUUGGCGUCGUGGUCACGCCGGACAGCUUUCGUGAUUUGCCGGAAUAUGCGACUGUGGGCCAUUCUUCGUCGUUCAGGAGUCGACAAGGGGGAUCUGGCCGCCCUGGGUCUGAAAUCGGCCGAUCUGUUGCGCUCCCCAUCGAUACCAAUACUGUCAUACUGGACAAGUUCGAGGAUGUCUCGCCUGUAAAAGUAGCCUCGACCUCAUCCUCUGGAGGCGGCCGUAGUGAAGACUUUGGCGAGCACAUGCAGCGGCUUUCCAUCACCUCGCCACCGCCGCCGCCACCAUACAUUCCCAGUGUAAUCAUAGCACCCAUCAAUCCUACUGUGUCACAAGACCAUCAUCUGCUCCAACAUUUUCGAAACUACAUCGUUCCACGGCUUGUCCAGCCGCAGGCAGAUGGAAUCAUUUCUCAAGGCUCGACCAGAGAUGUUUUAGAACGUGAAGCUUUACGCUUCCCCCCUUUACAUCAUGCAAUAUGUGCCAUCAGUGCACUCCAUCUGGCAUACAACGGCCAAUCUUCCUUGGCAGAAGCCAUGCAGCAUUAUCAUCAAGCUCUCGCGGUUUCCUCCACCACCACC
Molecule: messenger RNA, 8104 nt
Organism: Sphaerulina musiva SO2202
Lineage: Eukaryota; Fungi; Ascomycota; Dothideomycetes; Mycosphaerellales; Mycosphaerellaceae
Product: ARM repeat-containing protein
Exons: 5
Coding region: 146-5662 (1838 amino acids)
Biological process (GO): proteasome assembly
Cellular component (GO): cytoplasm; nucleus
Molecular function (GO): molecular adaptor activity
Source: RefSeq, a predicted model, not a curated record